Molecule: messenger RNA, 369 nt
Organism: Fusarium verticillioides 7600
Lineage: Eukaryota; Fungi; Ascomycota; Sordariomycetes; Hypocreales; Nectriaceae
Exons: 2
Coding region: 1-369 (122 amino acids)
Source: RefSeq, a predicted model, not a curated record
AUGACCACGUCAAUGACGCAUCUGUGUGUCGUGCACACAGUCUGGAUCAGGCAAGGCCGCAAGGGCGACAAGGAGGGGGCCAACUCCUCUGCCAGCCACUACAGCGAACGCCUCUUCAUCAUUUGCAUUCGAGCAAAAUCCUCGCAUUGGUUGUGUCUGCAUUGUUUACGAGUCGUCACCCCCCCUCAACUUGGCAUCUGUAUACCUAGCGCAGCACAAAUAUCAGACACAUUCCCCUGCCAAUGCUCGGCGGCGGCGGCGUUCCCAAAAGUCAAGAGAGGGGGAAAAAAAAAAUUGCUCAAGAUACGGAGUACGCUGAUAACUUACGGUGCCCAAUGCCAACCAGCUAGAGCGGAGUACGGAAAAUGA